AUGCUGGUGGUGUCACAGUGGUUGUGGCGCAUCUGCUGCCGUGUGGCGUCAUGGUGCUGGCGGCGACGCUCCUCCGAGUCCGAUCAGCCAGAGCCGGCCACCCCGCAGCACCCCCUCACCCAUCUCUUUGUCGGCGACGACCAGUCCUGUCUGCUCGACCUCAGCACCAUCCUGCAGCUGAGGGCCACCGCGCGAUGCUUCUCAGAGGCCUUGUCGUCUGCACAGCUGCGAAGCCGACUCCACACCUCGAUCGCCCGCAGCGGCAUCGACACUCAGCUGGUGCAGUUUAACGAGUCGCUGUGCGGGGGUACUGUGGUGGCGGCCCUGUGGAUAGCUGAGGAGGGAGGGCAGUGGAACGAUGGCACUGGCGACGUGCUGCGGCUGGCCGACCACUGCGGAGCCUGCACGCUGCCCGUUGUGCUGACUGCCGAAGACAUCAACACACACGCCAACAAAACGGUCCGUAAGGCGCACUUCUGGCGUGCCCCACCCUUCUCUCUAUGUCUGUGUGUGUGUGUGUGUGUCUGUUUAGGCGUAUGUGUCGGUUCCCGUGUGAUUGCUCAGCUCAAGAUGGUCGGCCGCCACACCAACUUCGGCGACGGCGUGACGUUCCAGCUGUUUCAGCAUGGCGACAUGCUGCGGGCCCUCAAGGACGAGCCUGGCUUCGAGCUGAC
Molecule: messenger RNA, 674 nt
Organism: Vitrella brassicaformis
Lineage: Eukaryota; Vitrellaceae
Source: the annotation of a GenBank genome assembly